AUGCGCGAUGCGGGCGAGGUCGAGGUGGCACAAGACGUGCACGUUGCCCCUGAGGUGGAGGAGUGGGUGAACCCGCUGUUCGCCACCGCCGCGGAGGAUGAGGAGGCGGCAAAGGCAGCGGAUGCUGAGGAUGCCGGGGACUUGCAGGAGGAGGACGAGGAGGAGGAGGAGGAGGAGGAGGAGGAGGAGGAGGAGGAGGAGGAGGAGGAGGAGGAGGAGGAGGACGAGGAGGAGGAGGAGGACGACGAUGAGGAGGAGGGGGAGGAGGAGGAGGAGGAGGAGGAGGAGGAGGAGGAGGAGGAGGAGGAGGAGGAGGAGGAGGAGGAGGAGGAGGAGGAGGAGGAGGAGGAGGUGUCAGAAUCUAACAGCAGGAAUGGAUGA
Molecule: messenger RNA, 381 nt
Organism: Closterium sp. Yama58-4
Lineage: Eukaryota; Viridiplantae; Streptophyta; Zygnematophyceae; Desmidiales; Closteriaceae
Source: the annotation of a GenBank genome assembly